This is a messenger RNA of Didymella exigua CBS 183.55, 477 nucleotides long. RefSeq lists its product as uncharacterized. Bases 1 to 477 code for a protein of 158 amino acids. Lineage: Eukaryota; Fungi; Ascomycota; Dothideomycetes; Pleosporales; Didymellaceae. The record is from RefSeq and is a predicted model, not a curated record. The transcript has 3 exons.
AUGAUAAUUGAUCAGAACGAUAUUGCGUGCUCUGGUGACUCCAAUGACUAUACCAAGCGCAAGCUCCUUGCAGAGAUCUGGAACUCCAGUUUGGGUGGAGGCGGUGGUCAUGGGGGAUGUAGUCUUCGACGCAGGCUAUCCUCCUCCAUCUCCUCCUCCUCCACCCUGGGUCUUGCCAACCCGCCUCUCUCGGCGGCGGCCAUCCCCUCGCCACCACCUCACAUUCCUGUCCCCUCUACGGAGGACACCACCACUCCGCCGCCCCCACCUCUCAUCGCCCUCUUGUUCGUCGAAUGGGGCGAGAAGUACUGGUACGACGCCCACUACGACUACCUGAACGCGGUCGUCGCCGGGCGAGAGCCGACGCUGGCGUGGGCUAACAUCCAGGCCGUCGAGUACUGCAAUACUUUGGAGGCCGUCGACCCAGCCACCCCCGCCCGCUUUGCUCGGUGGGGUGAGGCUGCUCGCUUAGCGUGA